GACGCAGAGAGGUUCGAAAUAACCACAGGAACAAUCGGGGAAUCGAACCCAGAACGCACGAGUCACCAACAGGACCUGAUCACUGCAAGUGCCUCUCUCCUAAUUGAUAUACGCCGCAGAAAUCUUCAGAACACAAUCGAGCACCCUAUCGCUAUAAUCCUCGUAGCCGUCGACAAAUCCUCCUCUCCACCGUAGAAAGAAGAGAGAACCCACUGCUGACGGCACCAGACCCGUUGCCAAAAACCGAGGAAUUAUAAGCGUGACACGUCUGCCAACCAUAUUUGGAACCGUUCGGAACCUCCUGUGCACGACACGUUGGGAACUCAAUCACGGACGUGUACAAGAUUCAGAACUGAUUUCGACAUCUCCGAACUCAAAUCCAGUCUCGAAGUAUUUCCUCAAGUGAAGAGUACCUAACUGAGGAAAUCCGCCAACAUGAACGGGAGUGGAAGUUCACCCGAGAUUCAUCGUGCUUCGAACAGAACGCUGUCCGAUGGGAUCGAUGGAUCAGAUGCUCAUCCGCCCAAGAAAUACUACCGAGAACCUAUGCAUCGGAUAUUCGUAAACAGAUCUCUUCACCUAGAUAAAAUUAAGUUUUUCGGGUUCGAUAUGGACUACACAUUGGCUCAAUACAAGAGUCCGGAGUACGAGGUGCUCCAGUUCACUAUGCUUGUGGAUCAAUUGCUCAAGAUGGGCUAUCCCAAUGAACUCAGGCAGUUCCAGUACGAUCCAACGUUUGCCAUCAGGGGCCUAUGGUUUGACACCCUGCAUGGAAAUCUGCUCAAAGUCGAUCCCUACGGGAAUAUUCUAGUCUGCUGUCACGGCUUCAAAUUCCUGAAAACAUCGGAGAUCUACGAGCUAUACCCGAACAAGUUCAUCAAACUUGAGGAAUCGAGGGUUUUUGUGCUGAACACCAUGUUCAAUCUUCCAGAGACUUACCUCCUGGCCUCUCUGGUGCAUUACUUCACCACGACACAGGGCUACACAACAACGAAGACGGGAGUGAACAUGGGCACUCUGUGUAUGUCAUUCAAAACGAUUUUCCGGGACCUGCGUUGCGCCAUGGACAUGAUGCAUGAUUCGCUGCGGCCAGCAACCAAAGCCUGCUGUGAAAAAGGAGUAAAAUCUCAAUGGAACAUCCUCAAGAACGAGACGGUGGACAACCUGGAAAAAUACGUGGAACGUGACGAGCGUCUCCCAUUGCUGUUGGAUCGCAUGAAGGCUCACAACAAGACAAUCUUCCUUCUGACGAACUCUGAUUUCGCUUAUACCGAGAAGAUCAUGAGUUUCCUGUUCGACUUCCCGUCGUGCAAGGACUGGAAAAGCUAUUUCGACUACAUCGUCGUCGACGCCCGCAAACCACUGUUCUUCGGAGAAGGGACUAUCUUGCGUCAAGUCAAUACGGAGACUGGUGGUCUCCGCAUAGGAAAUCACAUCGGCCCCCUCCAAGCGGGCCAAGUCUAUUCUGGCGGGAGCUGUGACGUCUUCAAUGAGUUUCUCAGGGCCAAGGGCAAGGACGUGCUGUACGUAGGAGAUCACAUCUACGGCGAUAUACUGAAAUCCAAGAAGACCAGAGGCUGGCGUACGUUCCUUCUCAUUCCGGAACUCGUGCAUGAGCUCAAUGUUUCGAUGACGCAAUGGGUGCUUUUCGAAAAACUGCAGGAGCUCGACGUCGAGCUCGGGAACGUCUAUCGCAACUUGGACUCCAGCUCAACUGUUUGCCCGGACAUCACUAAUAUUCAAGACAAAAUAAGGGAAACCUCGCACAAUCUUGACAUGUGCUACGGAAUCUUUGGAUCUCUUUUCCGAUCGGGUUCGAGACAAACGUUCUUCGCCGACCAAAUCUGCCGCUACGCAGACAUCUACGGUUAUACUUUCCUCAACCUGCUGUACUACCCGUUCACUUACAUGUUCCGAUCGCCGGCGAUGCUUAUGCCUCACGAGUCCACUGUGGAAUACGACGAGUCGUACGAGGUCACACCGUUGCACCUCGCGUUGACUCGAAAGGUAUCGGUGCCAGUCAGCUCGACCAACAAAGUGCCUCAAACACCGACGCAAGUAACCCAUCAUCACGACAUGGACGACGAUGAUGAAGAGAAUGGGAAACAAUAAUUUCUCUUUCGCACUCGGAGGUCUAGAAACUUCCCGAUUCCGUUUACUCCUUCGAAUAUUCGGGGGAGUUUUCGUGUUCUAGGCCUGAGCGAGUCGCUUACGUCGUUCUGUCGAGAAGCACUUCCCGGGCCUCGUGAAUGGAGCGAUUUGCGAAUUUCAAUCAUCAUCUUGAUAAUGGCGGUUCUUGGGAAAGAGGGGCGGGGUAAGGGGACUGGAGACGGAAUGGGAUCUUUGCGAAGAGGAACUUUCAGUUGUCUAAGGAGAUUGAUUCAUGUGAGAGAGCUGGGAUGAUAUGACUGCAGGAUAUGUCGCCGGAUGAUAUCGCUGUAGAGUAAUAUAUUUUGAGGAGCUUCCAUCCUACAAAGAUUGUUGUGCAUCUUUGAGUGUACGUUCAUCGAGGAACGUCUCACAUUUUUGUAUCGACCUUGGCAUGCAACGAUUUGGUUGGAAUAAAAGAGAGAGAAACAACAUUUUGUUCAAAUUUUA
This is a messenger RNA of Galendromus occidentalis (western predatory mite), 2598 nucleotides long. It is a transcript of the gene Nt5b, whose product is annotated as 5' nucleotidase B. The record is from RefSeq and is a predicted model, not a curated record. Gene Ontology annotation, molecular function: 5'-nucleotidase activity. The coding region runs from base 436 to 2112 and encodes 558 amino acids. Lineage: Eukaryota; Metazoa; Arthropoda; Arachnida; Mesostigmata; Phytoseiidae. The transcript has 11 exons.